Betta splendens (Siamese fighting fish) is the source of this 969-nucleotide messenger RNA. Its product is annotated as OX-2 membrane glycoprotein-like. The transcript is spliced from 5 exons. The record is from RefSeq and is a predicted model, not a curated record. NCBI's taxonomy places the organism in Eukaryota, Metazoa, Chordata, Actinopteri, Anabantiformes, Osphronemidae. Gene Ontology annotation, molecular function: cell-cell adhesion mediator activity. The annotation marks the transcript as partial.
CCUUUCCUCCGUCUGAUUUCCUCCACAGGUGUGAGGUCUCAGGUUCAGACUCAUCAGACUGUAAUGGGAGCUGUAGGAGAAGAGGCUCAUUUAAGAUGUUUGCUCACUGAACCCAAAGACGUUCUUCAAGUCACGUGGCAGAAAAUACUGCAUCAUGUUGACAAGAAUGUGGCAACUUACAAUAAGUUUGGCCAAAGAGUGGAUCCUGAUUUUAAAGAUACAGUGAAGUUCAAAGUUACUGAACUACAGAACAGCUCCAUAGUUAUCAGCAGUGUGACAGAGCAUGAUGAAGGUUGUUACCUGUGUCUGUUUAACACCUACCCUGAAGGAGCGUUUAAAGGAAGAACCUGCCUCCAAGUUUGUGAGCUUCAUGAGCCCAUUCUUCACGUCAGAGGAUCCAACUCUUCUGAAGAGUCCCUUGUUUCCUGCUCAGUCACAGCUCGACCUGCUCCCACAGUAACACUGACUGUCACACAGCAGCACCUCUACUUCUCCCACUACAGCACCGUCACUGUCACCAACGCCAACAACACACUCACUGUCACCAAGACAGCUGUGCUGUCUGGUCUCCAUGGCGACGGCACACAGGUUGGAUGUGCAGUGAGAGUCCCCUCUGGUCCUCAGAAAGAGGUGUUUAUGAAUAUUACUGAGGUUAAACCAAAGUCUACUGAUGGGUUUGAUAGAGAAGCGCAACACUUCAGUUGGAAGUUAAUUGUGUUGGGAGUCAUCAUGUUUGUGUGUGUUUGUGUGGCUGCAGUCAUCUUCAAACAUGCAGGAAACAAGCGACUUCAGUCUUUGAUCAGAUCACCUCAGAAGAACAGGAACCCACUAGAUGUCUACAAAAGCAGGGCACUCACAUCAGAAUAUGUUUAACUCCGAAACAUGUAUGUUAUCAACUGUGAUCUGUCUGUCUGUAAACCAGGAUUUUAGUGAUGUCCAUUAGUUUCAAAAUUCAGAAAGAGAUUUUUA